GGCUUCUGCUACUCGAUGGCGCACUAUUUAAACAAUAUAUUUUUUCCCCCUCUCUUAAUCUUAUCCAUAUGAUAUUGUUUACGUCGCUGUGACGUUUCGUUGAGCGUUAUGGCACAAACAGUGUGCCUCUAUACAGUUUAUAUGUCAUACAAUAUUGAAAUCUCAGAAAACAAUUUCACGUGCAAUUUGUUUUACGUUUCGUGCAUUCUAGUAAAUUCGUUGUCAAUAGACAGCACUCUCAAGGUUAUUUAAAAAGGGGCACUCUAAAGUUAGAAUAACGAUUAAACUACUAAUGUCCGAAAAUGACAACAUUGUUUAUUAUUGUGUAUUAUCAUCAAUUCCGCAAUUAUUUUGUGAUAUUUUGAAGAAGAGAUUUUAUCACAACUCACAUUUCACUACCGUGUAAUUUUAUUGCUAAGAAAUGUUUGUUUUGCCACAAACUCAUGGUCCCAAUUGUCUUACAUAUUUUGGUCGUGAUGGUUCAGUGAUCUUUAGACUGCCGUGAGGUCUAGGUUAAAUUAGGUGAUAAUUCGUUUGAAAGUCGGUUAAGCUUGUAGUAACAAACUUUCGCAGCCCUAUGUUUUUCGCUCGCGCUGUACUUCAAACACCUUUCAUCGUAAAAGCAAAAAGUCAAUGUAAAUUAUAUAUAUAUAUAUAUAUAUAUAUAUAUAUAUAUAUAUAUAUAUAUAUAUAUAUAUAUAUAUAUAUUGUGGUCAGUCUUCAGCAAGUAUUUUAUGCACGGUAUUUACUUACGCCACACGUGAACUAAUUAAAAGUGGGAGAGGGGGGGGGGGGGGGGGGCGUGUUCCACUAUGUAUAGCAGAUCACAUGCUGAUAUCCGAGAUUCAACAACAAUUGUUCCCAGUCUCUGGAUUUUGGAACCCAAAUUACUGGAAUGGACUGUCAUAUUGGCUGUAUUGGUUUUGUCUCUUGAUUAGCCAGAAAGCAACCUAAUAUGUAUGUAUGUUGUAUCUCUGAACAAGAAAAUCAGGUACCAGUACUGGUAGAUAUGUAACAACAAUAUGUUUGUGGAUGGUCAUUUAAUGUGUACACAGUUCCUCACCUUUAUUUUGGUUGUAAUAGUUCACACUAUAUACUAUAGAGGACAGCUGAGAUGUAACAUUUUCUGUGGGCUCAGUGGAAUACGGCUUAUGUGACAGUCAAAAAUUUGUCAUGCCACAGUUUUCAGAGGAUAGGAUCCUAAUCAGAAAUGGGAAAAUUGUUAAUGCAGAUACAAUGUUUGAUGGUGAUGUGUAUAUUGAAGAUGGAGUAAUAAAGCAAGUUGGCAGUGAUUUGACAAUACCUGCUGGAACAAGAGAAAUUGAUGCUCAGGGCAAAUAUGUGAUGCCUGGUGGAGUUGACCCACACACAUGUUUUGAAUUUGAGAUCCAGGGCCAUAAAUCCGUAGAUGAUUUCUACACAGGCACUAAUGCUGCAGUAGCAGGAGGAACAACUACUGUCAUUAACUUUGCUAUUCCACAAAAAGAUGAAUCACUUAUUGAAAUUUAUGAGAAGUACAGAAAGCUAGCAGACGAGAAAGUGUGUUGUGAUUAUGGUUUGCAUAUUGGAGUGACAAGCUGGUCAGAUAAGGUUAAAGAAGAAAUGGAAGAGCUGUGCAAAGCCCAUGGUGUCAAUUCCUUCAAAUUUUUUAUGGCCUAUCGUGAUCUUUACAUGCUAGAUGAUGGUGAAAUUUUUGAAGCACUUCAUAAAUGCAAGAAUUUAGGAGCAGUUCCUCUUGUUCAUGCUGAGAAUGGUGCAGUUAUAGAACAGAAAGCAAAACGUCUCCUCUCAUCUGGCAUGACUGGUCCUGAAGGUCACUACUUGUCACGACCAGAGGCUAUUGAAGCAGAAGCUGUCUACAGAGCAUGUGUUAUUGCUAGUCAGGUGAGCUCUCCACUGUAUUUGCAAGUGACAAGUAAAUCCUCAACUGCUGUGCUCAAGGCUAUGAGGAAAAAUGGUAUGGUUGUCUUUGGGGAAGUCCUUGCUUCUUCUCUGGGGAUUGAGGAUGCCAAGAAGCUAAACAACCCAUCCUGCAUUACCAACCCUCCAAUUCGCUCGACAGAGGGAACAGGGUCAUCAUUGAUAAGUGCCCUUGCUGAAAAUGGUCUACAUGUUGUUAGCAGUGGUAACUGCACUUUUAGCACAGAGCAAAAGUCUCUGGGCAUAGAAGACUUUACAAAGGUUCCACCUGGUGUAAAUGGUGUUGAAGACAGGAUGUCAGUUGUAUGGGAGAAAGGUGUGCACAGUGGUGCAAUGGAUCCAAAAUGCUUUGUAGCCAUUACCAGCACCAAUGCAGCAAAAAUUUUCAACAUAUUUCCAAGGAAGGGAUGCAUUGCUGUUGGUUCUGAUGCUGAUGUUGUAGUAUGGGAUCCAGCUGCAACAAGAGUCAUAUCUUCCAAAACUCAUCAUCAGGCUUCUGAUUUCAACAUAUUUGAGGGAUUGGAGUGCCAUGGUGCUGCUGCAUAUGUUAUUGUGAAUGGGAAAUUGUGUGUUGAAGGGAGUACUGUUAACACUUCACAGGGUACAGGAAAAUUCAUUAAUACUUCUGUAAAUCCUGAUUAUGUUUACGGCAUUUUGAAGCAACUUGAUGAAACUGCAUCACAAAAUCUGCAACCAGUUGACAGAAUAGAAGAUAAAGAAAAUGUUCCAGUGACACCAGAUGAUGAUAAGACACCACCUACUUCAAAACACAAAUCUGUCCCACAGGCUGUGGUGUCUCCUUCUAUUCACACUACGCCAUCAAUGAAAGAGCAGCGGAAUUUGCAUGAGUCCACCUUCUCAAUAAGUGAGGAACUGGAUAAUACUACCAAGAAAUCGUGCAUCAGAGUUCAAAGCCCACCUGGUGGAGGUUCAUCUGGUGGCUUUUGGUAGAAUGAGGAGGACAAUUAAGAUCCAAGAUUUUUUAACAGGGUGCCAGAUAAUGGAUGGAAACAUCUGCCCAAGAUAUUUCUGAGGCUAGGGAUUUGUAGCAUUAUGUUUCUUCAUGUCCCACAAAUGAUGAAAAUGGGAUAUAAAAGUUACCAAAAUACUCAGGUUGAAAAUGAAUUCCCAUUUUAUACUUAAUUUUAUUAUUUUCUAAGUCACUUUACAUCUGCAUUGAAUAUGCCAGAUGUAAAUUGUUUUGGUCCUUUAAAAGGCUUGAAAUUACUGUUCCAUCAUUUUGAUUUGGUUGUCAGUUUCAGUACUGCAAUAUCCCCUAAAGCCCUCUAAAAUAAGUUAUUUAUCUGCUAUGAAGUAAUUAUUUAAGUAAAAGUUGUCUCUCAAAAUGCGUAUUAUACCCAGUAACACAAAACAAGUACCAUAUUUUACAGAUAUUUUGUUUUAAGGAUCAUAAAUUUGUCAACAUGAUCAUACCAUUUCAAAAGAAUAUUUAUUGCUAUAAUGUGUCUCCAAAAACAAUCCGCUUGCAUAUUUAGCCAGCCAGUUAUGCAAAAAUAUUAAUCAGAAAAAACAGUUGUGCUAAUUGUGUCGUGUGUGAACUCAUUUGUGGUGUUGCUAAAGAUGAAUGUUUCGAGUAACUAGUAAUGUAUUUUUGGUCGCUGACUGCUGAGAAUCGAGUCAUUUUAUGAAAUGUAGUAAUAUGUUUCACAAAUGCUAACACUGCCUACAUAUACAAUGUAUUUCACUUAAACAAUUUUUGUAAGUCAUGUACAUUGUUGUGACAAAGUAAAUACAACCACUUAUAA
Messenger RNA from Schistocerca gregaria, 3686 nucleotides. RefSeq names its product dihydropyrimidinase-like. Gene Ontology annotation, biological process: pyrimidine nucleobase catabolic process. Gene Ontology annotation, molecular function: dihydropyrimidinase activity. The transcript has 13 exons. Gene Ontology annotation, cellular component: cytosol; cytoplasm. Lineage: Eukaryota; Metazoa; Arthropoda; Insecta; Orthoptera; Acrididae. The record is from RefSeq and is a predicted model, not a curated record. The coding region runs from base 1174 to 2871 and encodes 565 amino acids.